AUGAUCAUCUUACAGCAAACUACUCCAUGCAGGGCACUGAUAUUCUAGAGAGACUAGAGAGAAUGGAGGCCCACAUCAACAAAUUAGUCAGUUCCCUCCACAAACGCGAGGAGAGACGGGUGGAUGAAGUAAAGGAGGAGAAGAGGGUCAAAAAGUACCCAAACUCACCUCUUUUCAAAAACUGGGAUGCUGCUCUGACCGAGGAAGAACAGAUGGAGGCUGAGGAGUUGUUUCAGAGAUAUGGCUACAAUACCUUUCUGAGCAACCGUUUGCCAUUGGACAGGGAGCUACCUGAAACGCGACAUUAUAGGUGUUUGGAGCGGGAAUACCCAAAAGAUCUGCCCACCAUUAGUGUUGUGCUGAUCUACCUUGACGAGGCCCUGUCCAUAAUCAAGAGAGCCAUCUACAGCAUCAUCAACAGGACCCCUCCCCACCUCCUCAGAGACAUCAUCCUAGUGGAUGACCACAGCUCCAACGGUGACCUGAAAGAGCCAUUAAAUGCCUUUGUGAGCCUCGUUCAUGUGACUAGGCCUGGCUUGGUGAAACAGGUCAGGCACUCCAGCCAGCUAGGCCUAAGUCAGACGAGAAUUUCGGGGUGGAAGGUUGCCAGUGGUGAUGUGGUUGCCAUUUUGGAUGCCCAUAUUGAGGUCAACAAGGGCUGGGCAGAGCCGCUCCUGGCGCGAAUCAAGGAAGACCGCACUGUCGUGCUAUCACCCGUGUUUGAUAAAGUAAGCUGCUAUGAUCUGAAGUUGACAAACUACAUGCCCUCAGCCAACCCAGUCUCACGGUUUGACUGGGCAAUGUGGUGCAAGUAUGAGGCAUUCCUCCCACAGUAUGGCAGAAAUGAUGAGACACUUCCUGGAAAGAGUCCAUCCAUUAUGGGGGUACUGGUGGCAGAUCGUGUUUUCUUUGGGGAGAUUGGAGCUCUGGAUCCUGGCAUGAAAAUUUAUGGCGGAGAAAAUGUUGAAUUCGGAAUUAGAGUGUGGUCGUGUGGUGGUAGCAUUGAGGUGAUUCCCUGUUCCAAGAUUGCUCACCUGGAGAGAGCGCAUAAACCUUACAUGCCAGAGCUGAAAUACUUGAUGCAGAGAAACGCUCUCCGGGUGGCUGAGGUGUGGCUGGACGACUACAAGCACAAUGUCAACAUUGCCUGGAGGCUCCCUCUACAGAACCAUGGCAUAGAUAUUGGUGAUGUGUCUGAAAGAAAAAAGCUGAGGGAAAAACUGAAGUGCAAGCCUUUCCAGUGGUACCUCGACAAUGUCUAUACCAGCUUAAAGCCAUUCAACAUUCUCGGCUAUGGCAAUUUGCAGAAUGACAUGAACACAGAUGCAUGUGUGGAUCAAGGCUCAGGACACACCCCCAUCUUAUACCAAUGUCAUUCUUACACAUCUCAGGCUUGCUACUAUCACUCAAGUGGCAAGAUAUACAUUGGAGAAAUCCAGACCAACACGGACCAAACUAACCGUUGUCUGGUGGAUCCAGGCUUGCAAGAAUUGCCACAACUACAUGAAUGCAAGAAGGCCAAAGAAACAGGCCUUAAUAUGCACUGGGACUUCAAACAGGGGUCUGCCAUACAGAACAGAGUGUCAAAGAGAUGUUUGGAGGUAAAGGACAGUGAACUUGUCAUGCAGGAAUGCAAUGGUCAGAACUGGAGGAUUACAAAUGUGGUCAAAGAGUUUUGAAUUCCUGUAGAGCAUAUUUCAACAUAUUUAGACAACUGCUGUCCUGUACUCCGGUUGCAAAGAUUGAUUUUUUUGAGUGACUGUACACAAACAGAAUUCUGAAACAGAUUCACUCUCAAUCUCUGGUCAAGACAAGAGCAUAGGAGAUAUGCCAGGUUUGAGUUGUGCUACAAAUGCAAAACGUACAAAUGCAAAUGAUGCUUAAGUCAUUUUAUUUAUAUUGCAUAAUUGGAAAAAGUAACAAUUGUCUGUGUACAUUACUUAAUUUAAAUUAACUGUAAUGUAAUAUCUUUAUGUGUAGUCUGUCUCCUCAUUGCAAAGAUCCUGAGGUAUUCUGCGUUGAAAGAGCUUCUGGCAGAGUAUCAUUUCAGAUCUUUAUGGUUAGAUGUAAAUUUCAUUAUUUUCUUUCACUGCUAUAGAGGAGUUGUUUAAGUUUCCAGAGUUAUAAGAAGUUCUAAGCUGAAGUUCUAAGCAACCUAUUUCACCGGGUGUCCGAAGAAAGUUCUCUCAAAACGUUGCGCUGCUUGUUUCCUUUGCCGUCAGGACACUCCAAUUGAAAACAAAGUAAUUAAACGGAUUUUAUCGCUAAUGUUUGCUCGCAUCAGAUCCUGUUAGGACAUAGUUAGAGAGAAAAGAAUAGGCAGAGUUAAUGAACAGUGAGGACAUUGUCCUACAACAUCCCAGAGAAGUUUUGACAAAGAAUUAGGCUAUUUUAAAUUUCAGGAACGAUAUUACCUCCAACAUCGGGGUUAAGCCAUGAGCUCACCAAUAAAGUAAAUUUGAGUUGUAUUGAAUUUACAAUCACUAUCCGUAGCCUAUCCUAAGUUUAAAAACAGUGCUACAUUUAUUUUUCAUUUGAGUGGUGAUGUUGAAAACCUACAUUAGCUCAAGAAUGGAAUCCAUUACUUCACAUUAGAGUAUGAUUCUGAGCGCAUUUCUGUUUCACACAGUUUUGCAUAGCCUACUAAAUGAUAUGAAAAGGAAACCCAUAGGAAUAAGGAGUCAGGGGGAAACAGGUGUAAUAAAGCACAUUUAUCAUUUGUCAUGCUAAAGAAGGGCAUCUGGCCUGAAACGCCCAUGGGAUGAUUAAAAACUAAGUGUAAAAGAACUGUUGAGUGUUGUCCUUAAUUCAAAACACUAUAUUUACUGUUCAAGUCUAAUUUAGGUUCAUGUGUGGAGAGUAGUCUGUCAAUCCUGUAUUUUCACAUAUCAGUUUAGUCUCAAUUCUCCUGCCACUUUUUUUCCAAAACUGUACCUAUUAGUCUAUUUUAGUAUUAGCAGAAACAACUUUG
Alosa sapidissima (American shad) is the source of this 2971-nucleotide messenger RNA. Its product is annotated as probable polypeptide N-acetylgalactosaminyltransferase 8. Lineage: Eukaryota; Metazoa; Chordata; Actinopteri; Clupeiformes; Clupeidae. Gene Ontology annotation, cellular component: Golgi apparatus. The record is from RefSeq and is a predicted model, not a curated record. The coding region runs from base 27 to 1679 and encodes 550 amino acids. The transcript is spliced from 12 exons.